Molecule: messenger RNA, 2034 nt
Organism: Dictyostelium purpureum
Lineage: Eukaryota; Evosea; Eumycetozoa; Dictyosteliales; Dictyosteliaceae
Exons: 5
Coding region: 133-1932 (599 amino acids)
Biological process (GO): proteasome-mediated ubiquitin-dependent protein catabolic process; regulation of proteolysis
Cellular component (GO): cytoplasm
Molecular function (GO): ubiquitin protein ligase binding
Source: RefSeq, a predicted model, not a curated record
AUAAUUUUUAAUAAAACUAUAUUUUUUUUUUAAAAUAUUAAACAAUAAUAUUGUAUUUACAAUAAUCUUGUCUUAAAACAUAAUAAAAUAUAGUGGUUUAUAUUACUCUCAAUUAUCUUUUAACAAAUAAAAAUGAUGUCAGAAGGAAUAGAUGAUAGCGAUCCAGUUUCAGAGGCCGUUGGAUUUAUUAGCAAUAUACUAACUGAUAACCCAGAAACUCAAUAUCAAGGUUUAAAGGGAUUAAUGUUAUGCCCAACAGUUCAUGUAGUAGAAUUAUUUAAAAACCCAGAUUAUUACUAUCAUAUUAAAAAACACCCAAAUCACAAACAUGUAUUUAUUUCACCCUCUUCCUCUAAAUCAUCAUCAUCUCCUGCAAACAGUAAUAACUCGUCACCAAAUAAUAGUAAUAACUCAUCACCAACACAUAGCUCAUCACCACCUACCAAUAAAGAAACAAAUAAUCACCAUUCGCCACACAACGGUUCCCAAUGCAGCCAAUGCUCUCCAAAUGGUUCACCAAAAUAUUCAGAAAUUGAUUUUGAUAAAAUUUCAAAGAAAAGAAAAAGUAAUAUUAAAAGUUUAAUAGAACUAUGUUUAUCAGAAACCAAAAAGGUACAGUCAUCAGCAUUAAGACUACUAUGGCAUCUAUCUGCUCAAGCUGAUUUAAAGGUUUUAUUAUUUGAAGAAGGUGUUUUAGAUAAAUUGAAAUAUUUGAUGUUUUCUGAUAUAGAAAAGAGCAAAGAUGAACAAGAUAAACAAAGCCAAAUACACAGAACAGAAGUUCAAUUAGCAUCAUCAGCAAUAUUACAGAACAUUACAGAAUAUAGAUUCGAAAAAGGUGAAAUCAAUCCAAAUCAAGUUAAAAUAGUAAAUGAAAAUAUAGUAGAGUUAAUUUUAAUACCACGUUCAAAGAGUUCAGAUAAAAGAAUUCAAUUCCUUACUACUUUAACUAUAGCUAACCUUUCAAUGAAUGAAGAAAACCACAGUGAACUCCAAAAGUGCAAUGCAUUUGAUUUAGUUGAAAGAUUUGUUAUUUCAAAUAGUAUUUAUAUGGAUUUAGUGUGCCAUUGGAUUACACUUCAACCCCACAUACCUUUACUACACUCUAAAUACUAUCAAGUUCAAUUAUUUGCGUUAUACUGCCUAUAUAAUUUAAUGAGAAAUGAUCAAUAUAAAGUUGAAGUUUGGAAAAGUUUAAGCGUAAACAAUGGUGUUCAGUCAAUAUUUUAUCUAUUACAUUCACCACAUGGCAAAGUAGUUGAACUAGCAAGAAAGAUAGCAGAUCAAUUACAAAUCGAAGAACCCUCAGUGACAGUUAAUACAACCAAAAUCGGAACAGAUUUAAGAAAGCUAUUUAAUAAUCAAGAGUACUCGGAUAUCACUUUCGUUUGUGAAGGUAAAAAACUCUAUGCACAUAAAGCGAUUUGUGCAUCACGUUGUGAACAACUUAGAGCAAUGUUCACUUGGGGUAAAGAAUCAAAAGAAAACGAAAUUACACUUCCAGAUAUACCCUAUUUAGCUAUGUAUGGUGUUUUAGAAUAUAUUUAUUGUGGUAUUGCAAAUAUAACUUGGGAAAAUGCCUGUGAUCUUUUACAAUGGGCAGAUUACUUUUCUCUAUCCGGUCUUAAGAGCUCCUGUGAAUUUUAUCUAUGGCACUAUAUUGACACAGAUAAUGCUCCAAUUAUUCUAACUGUUGCUGAUCGUUACCGUUGUACUCAACUAAGAAAUGUUGCUUCUAAUUUUGUUAUUAGAAAUUGGGAAAAAAUAAAAGAUUCAGAAGUUUGGGUUAAUCAAGUAUCUCAAGAUGUUAAGAACUUUAUAAACGAAAAAAUAUAUUCUUUAAUAACCUGUUCAUGUGGUUGCAUAUGCAGUUGUGUCGAUGAUGUAAAUAAUAAAUCUUCACAAUCACCACAACAAACUAUUGAUGAAUAAAAAAAUAAUAAUAUCAAUAUAUAAUAAUAAAAUAAAAAUAUUAAUAAUUAUAAUAAAUAAUUAAACUAUAUUUAAAUUUGUUAAAAUAAAUAUUAAAUUUCU